Molecule: messenger RNA, 1328 nt
Organism: Metopolophium dirhodum (rose-grain aphid)
Lineage: Eukaryota; Metazoa; Arthropoda; Insecta; Hemiptera; Aphididae
Product: pyroglutamyl-peptidase 1
Exons: 2
Coding region: 156-788 (210 amino acids)
Biological process (GO): proteolysis
Cellular component (GO): cytosol
Molecular function (GO): pyroglutamyl-peptidase activity
Source: RefSeq, a predicted model, not a curated record
UAACUAGACUAUAUUUUAAAUAAUAAUUAUUUAAUAAUUUAUCAGGUCAGAAGAUGAUUCUAUUACUUAUUAUUUAUGAGUAAAAUAAAAAUAUAAAAUCUAUAGUUCACAUACUAUUAUUUAAUAUAUCAUAUUGUAUAAUUAAUUAACAAAUUAUGACUCCAAAAACGGUAGUUGUCACUGGUUUUGGACUUUUCCGAGACUAUAAAGUGAAUGCAAGUUGGGAGGUUGCUCGAGUAUUACCGGAAACUGGCAUCGCUGAAGAAUUAAACAUAAAUUUGGUCACAAUCAAUAUUCCUGUAUCUUACAAAGACGUUGAUCAGAUUGUACCGACACUCUGGGUCCAACAUGAACCUGCUCUAAUGGUUCAUUUGGGUGUAUCACACUUGGCUAAAACGUUGACUGUUGAGUUAGUCGCUAAUGGGCAUGGUUAUUGUGGUAUAGAUAUUCAUGGGAACGGUCCUGAUGAUAAGUGUUUAAUUAAUAAUGAACUUGAAACAGGCUUGAAAAUGGAAUGCACUGAUGAAUUAGAUAUAUGCACAUCUCGAGAUGCAGGAAGGUAUUUAUGGGCCAAGAGCAUUUAUAGUUUUCUUGAUUUUCAUUUAUACCUAUUAUAUGUAUUAUACAGGUAUUUAUGCGAGUACAUUUAUUUUAAGUCACUAUCUAUUAAUAAAAAUCAAACUAUAUUUAUUCAUGUGCCACAAUUGGACCAGGAUAAUACAGCUCAGAAACUAGCUGAAAAACUUAAAUGUGUUAUUAGAAAAUUACUGGAACAAGUUACAAAAUGAUUUUAUAAAAUAUACCUUUAAGUAAUAUAAUUAUUAUAUAGGUAUAUAUAUAUUUAUAUUAAUUAUAAAAAUUUAUAUAAUUUGUGAUAAUUUUUUCUUUAUUACCUUUAAUUUUUUAUUAAUGUUGUUUAUGUUGAUACAUUUUUGAAUUUUAACUGUUAUGCUUAUGACUAUUAAAACAAUAUUUGAUACAAUUAUUACAAUUAGUGGCUGUAUGCGGAGACUGUACCAAUUAUUAUGUGGUAUAAAUUGUUUUCAGUUAUUUGUAAGCAUUUAAAUAUUUUAUUUAAUAUAUUAUAACUCUCUAUAAAUGAUUAAUCAGUAUAGAUACUUGUCUAUAUGAUUAUUGAUUAAUGAUGUUUAUGUGAUUAAAGAACAAUUUGUUCAUUUUAUUUUUAUUUUUAUUUAUACUUAUAAGUGCAAUUAGGGGUAACACACUGGUGAGCACACUAUUAUAUAGUUAUCUUACCCAAUGUCGAGAGAUAAAUAAUUUCAUUUAAAAAAUAAAUAAAUUUAUUAAAAAAUUUUGAGUUGAUUUUA